Saccostrea cuccullata (small rock oyster) is the source of this 3156-nucleotide messenger RNA. RefSeq lists its product as uncharacterized. The coding region runs from base 1 to 3156 and encodes 1051 amino acids. Gene Ontology annotation, biological process: regulation of apoptotic process. The record is from RefSeq and is a predicted model, not a curated record. The transcript has 19 exons. NCBI's taxonomy places the organism in Eukaryota, Metazoa, Mollusca, Bivalvia, Ostreida, Ostreidae.
AUGAAGAUAACGAACAGUAAUCAAUCUCACGUCCAUGAAAACAAUACAAACAAAAGAACAAGAACUUGUGAAAACAUCCCAUUUGAGAUCAGGCGCCAUGGAGGGGUCGUUUUGAAUACAGAAGAAAAGAAACAAAAAUUACUGGAAGAGUUAAAAGAGCGAAUCGGAAAGAAGACUGGUGCACCAUUGACUGUGGCUGUUAUUGGGACACCUGGGUCUGGAAAAUCCUCCUUCAUUAACACCAUGAUAACUAGCAUAACUGGAAACUACCGAAAAUGGAGAAGAACAGCAGAUUUUGGGGGACUACCAGUUACACAAAGCGGGAAUCGGAUAUCAAGGGAGAAAUACUUAUAUUCUGCCGACAAAUCACUUCGGGAGUAUGAUUUUCCAGACUUUGUUGAAAUAGCCGGGUUUCAGAAUACAAAUGAUGAAAUGACAUAUGAGCUGCUUGACCUUUUAUUUUAUGGAAGAAUUCCGUCCAAUGUCCAUCUUGCUAAUGUAGCAGGGGAAAUCAGACGACACGGAAAAUGGUUUACGGAUAAGAUGUAUCCCGAAACACCAGAAUGCAAAAAGUUCGACAGAGUUAUUUUUGUUGCUUCAGCUGCAGAUCGAAAUUUACCAGUACAACUUAUGCAGGCGGUAUCAAGAGUACUCUACAAAAAAAGAGAUAUCCCAGUAUUUGGUGUCUUUACAAAAAAAGAUCUGGAAGUACAGGAAAGAGAAUCCGAAGACUUUGAAAAGUUAUUUAGAACAACUCUUGGAUUGUCUCAACUGGACUAUCUUCACUGCACAAACUACUGCGAUGACAACAUAAAAGAAAUAAGAGAGAGAAAUAUGACACAUUAUCCGGAAUUAGACAUCCCGGUGCUAAAGUUCCUUAUACAGGUCUUGGACCCCAUUGCUGAGUGUACUGAUCUUCAGAGAAAUAUUGGAAUUUCAAAGAAAAGUCUAGAGUGGAAAGAAAUCUAUUUGGAACUUAAAAAGCUACAGGCUGAGAUCCAAACCUUCCAUCAAAAACUAAACAACACAGAGAAUGAAAUUCAAAAGAUGCAAAGUAAUUCUACUUCGAGUAGGAAGAGAACUGAGAAUAAGAUCAUUGAAGUUAAGGAACAACGUAACUCUUUUGGAAAACUUCCCUUUGUGUUUUUACUCUACAUGACUUUUGCCCUGCUUAUCUGGAUAGACAAUAAGAAUGUCAUUUGCAGAAUAAAUAUAGAAAAAACAAAAACCCUUAGUAAUGUACCAGGGGUUGUAUACUUUAAUCGUCAUCAGUUGUAUCAUCUAAAGAGUUUAUCAAAUUCCUUUUUGGGCGAUCGAAAGUUUUCCCUCAUCAGAGAAGAAAAAGACUUAUCUGAAAUAAAUUCAAAGCUUGUUUUCAUUUUCAUCAACUUCAAUGACCUUGAUAUUAUUCUGGAAGCGGAAAAUGAUAUAAGUCAAUUAAAGAAAUGUGCUGUUGAGGUUGUAGAAAAUGCAGGAGUUCUUCACUCCAAAUGUUUGGACAAAGUGUUGAAUAAAAAUAUAUCUGAGCUUGAAAGGGAAAUCAUGCUCCGGAUAUCUGGUGAGAGUGACAGCAUUGUUGACGAUUUCUUGGAGGAAAAUGUUCUCUCUGUGGAUGACCAUGAAGAAAUAUCAACCGAGAUAAAGAAAUCCAAGGCUGCGAAUUUGCUUCUAAAAAAUAUAUCAAGCAAAUUACCCAGAUCAUUCCUUAAACUGCUUUCAAUCCUCAAAGAACAUAAAAUAAACGACCUUGGUGAUCGUCUUUUGAAGGACAUAGACAAGACUGAUUGGGGGACAACAGAAAAGGAAGAAUUAAAAGUUGAGUUUAUAGGUGGCGAUAUGCAUUUUUCUCUCAUAGCGCCAAAAACAGAAAUAAAGAAAAUCAAAAUGAUAAUCUCAGGUGAUGAUGGAAAUGAAAGAGUGUUUGAGAAAGUGAUAAAAGAAAUCCCAAACUCUGAGGAAAUGAUUGCUCAAAGAACACAUUGUACUUUUGCGAAAACAUCAUUAGGAUCAAUUACUACUAUUCUGCGAAUAGAGACUUCCUACGCCAUGUCAAAAUUAAAACAAUUCAUAGAAAGCGAGGGUAUUUCCCUAUUAUUGACGCAAAUAUUUGAAUCAAAGGAUGUUCGAGCAAUUUUGGGGAAAAGAAAGUGCAACAUUGAAGUUCAGAUUAGAGAAGUGCAAGAAACAACAGAUACAACAUGUGAUGAAUUUCAGUCGACCGAUUCUCAAGCAUCUGAAUCUACGUACAGGUCGCGUUUGGAGAGAUGUAAAAACUUCCUUUUGGAAGAACUAGAGCCAAGAUGCUUACUUAAGGAAAAAGAAGUUGCCGAUAUUUUUGGUCCGGUUUUUAAAAAGUUCAGCCAGCCAGAGUUGAGAACGACAAAAGCUGAAGUCUUCUUGGAGUAUCUAAAAAAUCAGUCUGAGAAAGAAAUUGAAGUUGUUUUAAAAACACUUAAAGAGAAAAACAAGUAUAUUUAUGACCAGCUGUUUCCAGAAACAACAAAAUAUCAGGAUAUUGACAUUAAUCAAGUCAAAGGAAAUAUUUUGGACAACUUACGUGAGCUAUUGGAUACAGUGAAUAUUCGUUCAAUCCAGACCCCUCUGUUGAGUGCUGGGAUGAUAUCUCCAGAAGAACUGGAAAUUAUUUACAAGAGCAGUAAAAGUUGUAGGAUAGAAACUUUGCGAUUUCUUAAAUUGAUUUUACAUAGAGGAGAAGAAGCAAUGAAAGUUUUCCUCUCAGCUCUGGAAAUUUUCUGUGGAGAAUGUAAAGCUCAAAAUCUUCUACAGCUAAGGAGUGUCCAAAAGACAAAUAUCAAUGAAAGAGGGCACGCAAAGAUUGAUUACAAAGCCUUCAAUGAAGAAAGUGGAUUGAUGUUUAAAGGAAAUUUCAUGCUAGAGCUCAUUAGAAAAGUCGACAGCAAGAAAGAAGACAAGAAUGUUUGUACUGAAGACAAAAGCCCAACAAAGGAUUCGUAUUUGGAAACAAUCGUUCAGGGAAAUUUGACUGAGUCCGUAAAAGCGGUGGCCGCGGUAUUGGUAGUGGCUCUCAUUCCUUGGUCGGUCGUGGGAUUUGUUAUUGGCCGGUUUGUUGGCUGGGUGGCUAGGUCUAGACGGGUGGCUUGGCAAAGUCUGGAGUUUGGCUCUGUGGUCAUGUAA